AGCGACACCCCCCGAAAUCAAAGCCCUAGCAGCGACGUGGUAAAUGACACUCAACCAGCACUUAGUGGGAAAGAACCUCGGCCGUAUCGACAAGAACCAUGGCAUGAAUGUUUUACCACUGUUAAUAAAAAAGAAUUUGACGCUUUGAUCUACUCGUUAUAUGUGAUGGCCAGAGAUGAUAAAAAAUUGGACGGCUACGAAUAUUACGAGUGCAUAAAUCGACUGCAGAGCAAAUGCCGCUAUCGAGUGAGGGCCAGAAGAAUGAAUGAAUUCAUUAUAGUGGAAGAAAGAGGUGCCCACAAUCAUGCAAUGGAGCCGGUCGGUACACCGGGAACUCAUGCGGGCUUACCUAAGACACUCAGGGAGAUAGUUGAUAAGUCAUUUUAUGAAGAUUGGCCUAACGCUACUCGACAGGAAAGACUUGAAGAGGAGGUUCAACGCCUUGGCCUACCACAUAAUCCUCGACUUGGCAGACAAGUCGACAAUCGCAUUGCAUACCUGAGAAGAGUUAAGAAUCUUAAUGAGAUGAAGAAAAUUCAAGAUCAGGCUGCGCCGCUCAUCAACGAUGAAUUUAUGGCUGACGGCGACGUGAAGGCGAAUGCUUUAGCCACUGCUGUACAAGACAAAGUACAGGUUCCUGCGGCCCCAACCACUGUGAGGGGCCCUUCCGAUCUGCUGCAGUUGAUGAUGCAGGUAGGAGGGCACUCGGAGCGCUUUUCUUUGCCUUUAAUUAGUCCUGUGUGA
This is a messenger RNA of Strongylus vulgaris, 744 nucleotides long. Lineage: Eukaryota; Metazoa; Nematoda; Chromadorea; Rhabditida; Strongylidae. The record is from the annotation of a GenBank genome assembly.